UUUGCCAAAUCAGCUAGGCUCGGUCCGUCUGGUAAAAUUGUUCUCAAACCAAUUUCUUACAGAUUUUUGAAUGAAUUUGAAUUGAAUUAUUAAUAUAUUGCUAGACUAUCUAGCUUAAAGUAGGCACAUGUAUCUUUGAUCGGUGAUAUGGCGACUUACGAGGAGUUCAUCCAGCAGAAUGAAGACAGGGAUGGUAUACGCUUCACAUGGAACGUGUGGCCUUCAAGUAGAAUUGAAGCUACACGACUUGUAGUACCCUUAGUGUCCCUGUACCAACCUUUGAAGGAACGACCGGAUUUACCACCGAUUCAGUAUGAGCCUGUGCUAUGUACACGCAAUACUUGUCGUGCAGUUUUAAAUCCAAUGUGCCAAGUGGAUUACAGAGCUAAGUUAUGGGUCUGUAACUUCUGUUUCCAGAGGAAUCCUUUUCCACCGCAAUAUGCAGCAAUAUCAGAACAGCAUCAACCUGCCGAGCUAAUAGCAAACUUCUCCACCAUAGAGUACACAAUAACAAGGGCUCAAAGUAUGCCCCCCAUUUUCCUAUUAGUGGUUGAUACAUGUUUAGAUGAAGAGGAACUCUGUGCUCUCAAAGAUUCUCUCCAGACUUCACUUAGUUUGAUGCCACAAAAUGCUCUUGUCGGUCUCAUUACAUUUGGCCGUAUGGUACAAAUACAUGAAUUAGGUACCGAGGGCAUGUACAAGUGUUUUGUAUUCAAGGGCACAAAAGAUUUAACAGGUAAACAAAUACAAGAGCAAUUAGCCAUUGGACGUGUGAACGCACCAAAUCCACAACAAAGACAAGGGGCCCCUACACCUCAGCCACCUGCACACCGUUUCUUACAACCAGUAAAACAAUGUGACAUGGCAUUGACAGACUUGCUGAGUGAACUGGAUCGCGACCCCUGGCCUUUAGGUGUUGGUAAACGGCCUUUAAGAAGCAGUGGAGUUGCAUUAUCCUUAGCUGUAGGCUUAUUAGAGGUAACUUAUCCUAAUACUGGAGCAAGAGUCAUGCUGUUCCUCGGAGGACCUUGCUCUCAAGGUCCAGGUCAAGUAGUCAAUGAUGAACUGAAGCAGCCGAUCAGAUCACAUCACGAUAUUCAUAAGGAUAAUGCAAAGUACAUGAAGAAGGCCAUAAAACAUUAUGAAGCUUUAUCACUCAGGGCUGCAACAAAUGGCCAUGCCAUUGAUAUCUACUCUUGUGCUUUGGAUCAAACUGGAUUAAUGGAAAUGAAGCAGUGUUGCAAUUCAACAGGAGGUCACAUGGUGAUGGGUGAUUCAUUCAAUUCUUCACUUUUCAAGCAAACGUUCCAAAGGGUCUUUGCGAAAGAUCAGAAAGGAGAUUAUAAAAUGGCAUUUAAUGGUACUCUAGAAGUUAAAUGCAGCCGUGAACUUAAAAUAACGGGUGCAAUUGGUUCAUGUGUAUCCCUCAAUGUGAAAGGCCCAUGUGUAUCAGACCAAGAGGUUGGUAUGGGCAACACAUGUCAAUGGAAGAUGUGCACUUUUACCCCCAGCACCACGAUGGCUAUAUUCUUUGAGGUUGUGAAUCAACACACGGCGCCAGUGCCGCAAGGUGGGCGCGGAUGCGUGCAACUCAUAACGCAGUACCAACACUCAAGCGGGCAACGCCGUGUACGCGUCACAACCGCGGCUCGAAACUGGGGCGACGCAGCAGUGAACCUGCAACACAUCUCGGCAGGGUUCGACCAGGAGGCCGCUGCUGUGGUGAUGGCUCGCCUCGUGGUGUACCGCGCCGAGCAGGAGGACGGCCCAGAUGUCCUGCGCUGGUUGGACCGGAUGCUCAUCAGAUUGUGUCAGAAAUUUGGAGAAUACGCAAAGGACGAUCCGAACAGCUUCCGCCUGUCCGAGAACUUCAGCCUGUACCCGCAGUUCAUGUACCAUCUACGUCGCUCACAGUUCCUGCAAGUGUUCAACAAUUCGCCCGACGAAACCACAUUCUACAGGCACAUGCUGAUGCGUGAGGACCUAACGCAAUCGCUCAUCAUGAUCCAGCCAAUCCUGUAUUCGUACAGUUUUGGUGGACCGCCGGAACCGGUCCUGCUGGACACGUCAUCGAUACAACCUGACCGUAUACUCCUCAUGGACACAUUUUUCCAGAUCCUUAUAUAUCAUGGCGAGACGAUAGCCCAGUGGCGAGCCCUCCGCUAUCAGGAUAUGGCGGAGUAUGAAAGCUUUGCGCAAUUGCUUCGCGCACCCAUAGAUGAUGCGCAAGAAAUUCUGCAGAGUCGCUUCCCCGUACCGCGUUAUAUCGACACUGAGCAUGGUGGAUCACAGGCCCGAUUCCUGUUGUCCAAAGUGAAUCCAUCGCAGACGCAUAACAACAUGUAUGCUUACGGCGGGGCGAUGCCGAUACCAUCUGCGGACGGUGGCGCCCCCGUGCUAACUGACGAUGUCUCGUUGCAAGUCUUCAUGGAGCAUUUGAAAAAGUUGGCUGUGUCGUCGACCGCGUAAAAUAAAUCGAUAUUUUUUUUUUGCUUUCAUAAUAUUAUGUUUGAAUGUGUAUAAUAUUAUUUUCCAUUGUUUCAAACACUUUUCAUAUAAGAUAUAUUUUUUUUAUUACAAAGCGCGUAUAAAAUGCGCAUUUAAUUUUCCUGUAAAAAUCGAACAGAGAAUAGCUUGUGUUGUAAAUGAAUGAAGGUUGGGAGUGGCGUGAAAGGGACUUGACGUCAUUUAAUGUUCUAAGCUAAUAUUUUCUUUAGAUAGCCAUGGUUCUUGGCGACUAUAAAAUAAAAUGCAAUUUGUUAUAAUGUUUACAUUAUUUUAAUCGAUAUUAAAUUUUGAAAUCGGUAUUAAAUGUUCUGGAUUGAGAAGUUUUCAGUAAUAUUUUCUACCUUGUAAUGUAAGUACUCUGUAGAAAUAAAUCUUUAUUUAAAGGAACA
This is a messenger RNA of Pararge aegeria (speckled wood butterfly), 2897 nucleotides long. It is a transcript of the gene Sec23, whose product is annotated as protein transport protein Sec23A. Gene Ontology annotation, cellular component: COPII vesicle coat; endoplasmic reticulum exit site. Gene Ontology annotation, molecular function: zinc ion binding; GTPase activator activity. Gene Ontology annotation, biological process: COPII-coated vesicle budding; endoplasmic reticulum to Golgi vesicle-mediated transport; COPII-coated vesicle cargo loading. The coding region runs from base 148 to 2469 and encodes 773 amino acids. NCBI's taxonomy places the organism in Eukaryota, Metazoa, Arthropoda, Insecta, Lepidoptera, Nymphalidae. The record is from RefSeq and is a predicted model, not a curated record. The transcript has 14 exons.